Molecule: messenger RNA, 861 nt
Organism: Mugil cephalus (flathead mullet)
Lineage: Eukaryota; Metazoa; Chordata; Actinopteri; Mugiliformes; Mugilidae
Gene: insl5a
Product: insulin-like 5a
Exons: 2
Coding region: 101-415 (104 amino acids)
Cellular component (GO): extracellular region
Molecular function (GO): hormone activity
Source: RefSeq, a predicted model, not a curated record
GCGGUUGGUCAAUGACUGGUUCGCCGUGCUGAAAGGACGCUCAAAGAGAAGACAGGAAAGUACCACGGGACAGCUGCAGUGGGACAGUCAGACAUCCAGCAUGCGCGCUCUGGUGGUUUUGCCCCUGCUCUUGUGUGCGGUGGCGUGCGUGGGCCAGGUGAGGGCAGACGUGAAGGCGGUGAAGCUGUGCGGCCGGGAGUUCCUGAGGGCCGUGGUGUACACCUGCGGAGGCUCCCGCUGGAGGAGGGUGUUAAGCGAACCAGACAUGGAUGGUUUGCCCACAGGGGAGCACAGCAGCCUGGAGAGCCUCGGGGGGCCGAGCUCCGAGGUGACCAAACGGGACAUUAACAACGUGCUGACCACCUUGUGCUGUCAGGUGGGCUGCAGGAAGAGCGACCUCACCUUCCUCUGCUGAGGAUGAACCCUCUGGUUUCUGGUUCUCACACCCACAGUAGCGACCGGAGUGACUGUGCUCCCCACACGGCCAUGCCUUACUAAGAAAGAAAAAAAAAAAAAAAAAAACAAAUCUGAAGAAAUCACAUGCUGAAGUCUAACAGUACGAUCACUUUCUGUUUGUAGAUGUGAAUGUGGACCACUAGAGCGUCUGUGAACAUGUUUCUAUACCUGAGCUGGAAGAUAUGUGCAACCAUAAAUAUAUAUAUAUAUAAAUUAUAAUAUAAGCAGAGAUGGUAUUAAAAGUUGCAGGACAGAUGUCUGUGUCCUGUACAUGUACGUAACAAGUAUCCACAGGGUUGCAGGUGUGUGAAAUCUUCAGACUUUGCUUUGAUUUGUUUUAUUUUUUAACUUGAGCUGUAAUCUGUUAUUUCACUAUUUUUGUCAAUUAAACGUUCUUGCACAGGG